Gasterosteus aculeatus aculeatus (three-spined stickleback) is the source of this 1031-nucleotide messenger RNA. RefSeq names its product transcription factor 21 (gene tcf21). The record is from RefSeq and is a predicted model, not a curated record. Lineage: Eukaryota; Metazoa; Chordata; Actinopteri; Perciformes; Gasterosteidae. Gene Ontology annotation, molecular function: protein dimerization activity; DNA-binding transcription factor activity, RNA polymerase II-specific; RNA polymerase II transcription regulatory region sequence-specific DNA binding. Gene Ontology annotation, biological process: regulation of transcription by RNA polymerase II; developmental process.
UCCCCCCCCCCUCCCACUUUCUUCACGUUGAUGAACACAUCUCCAAGGCGUGUGUUCGGUUGCCCUGUUCCGUCCUUGUCCAGCCUCGGCGUCCUGCUCCCAUGCUUUGAGUCCGCUCCGGUUGGAGACAGUUCACCAUGUCCACCGGGUCUCUCAGCGAUGUCGACGACGAGCUCCUGGACGGCAUCCUUAAGUUUGGCUCCUCCGGCAAAGACUCCAACGAGAGCACGGAGGAGAGCUCCAACUGCGAGGGCGCCGGCGCAAACGACGCGCCGGGCAAGAAACGGAAGACAGCGUCCCGGAAAACGGCACCCAAGGGUGUGGCGCAGCAGGAGGGCAAGCACGGACAGAGAAACGCGGCCAACGCCCGGGAGAGAGCCAGGAUGCGCGUCCUGUCCAAAGCAUUCUCCCGCCUGAAGACGACCUUGCCCUGGGUACCGGCGGACACCAAGCUCUCCAAACUGGACACACUGCGCCUGGCGUCCAGUUACAUCGCGCACCUCCGGCAGAUAUUGGCCAAUGACAAAUAUGAAAACGGAUAUAUCCACCCCGUUAACCUGACGUGGCCCUUCAUGGUGGCAGGUAAGCCGGAAAACGACUUGAAGGAGAUGCUGAACACGACGAGGUUGUGUGGAACGACGGCCUCAUAACGAAACCCGGCGGACACACCCGUGCGUUUUUUUUUUUUCAAGGGACCAUAAGUAUCCAAGGCCGAAAAAAAAAAAAGAUUGUGACGGACUUGAACGUCUCAUCUCGGCCGCCUUUGAGUGGGAAUAACGGAGAGACGUCUCCUUCGUUCCCGUAAUGACAAGUUCAAUUUUAUUUAAAUGCAUUCUGUCACCUAACGUUGUCUUUGCUGGUUCAAAGAUCAACUGCGUGCUUUUUUUUGGUUAUACAGCGCAGAUGCAUUUUUUACUCAUGCGGGCCUUUUUUUUUGGCAGCUGCAUUAUGAUGGAUGGAUGUGCACAUGAAACGCGUCCACUUCCUCAAAUUGUACAGAUUACAUGUGUAUAAAAUAUAUUUGUAUCACU